Cyanistes caeruleus (blue tit) is the source of this 714-nucleotide messenger RNA. Lineage: Eukaryota; Metazoa; Chordata; Aves; Passeriformes; Paridae. The record is from RefSeq and is a predicted model, not a curated record.
CCUGGGGACAUCAACUCCCCUCCUCCCCGAGCUCGUGGGGACACUGGUGCCACAGAGCUGCGGGGACCUCGAGGACAGUUGGAGGGAUCCGGGGGAGGGGCGGGGGUGUCGCUGCUCGGGGCUGUGUCCCCUUCGCUGCUUCGGGGCCUUCUCGGGGGCUCAGAGGGAGCUGGCAGUGCCACCACCUCCCUGCUGACUGUCCCCGCGUUAUCCCCCUCACUGGGGGCUGCCAGGCCCCUUUGGCAUCCCCUUCCUCCUCCUCGCGCUCAGGAUGAGGCUGGCAGUGCCAUCCCCCUUAUCCUGCGCUGUCCCCGCGCUGUCCCCACGCUGUGCCCCUCACUGGGGGCUGCGGGGCCCCUUUGGCGUCCCCUUCCUCCUCCUCCUCCUCCGCCUCCUCCUCCUCCCCGCGCUCAGAGCGAGGCUGGCAGUGCCACCACCUCCCCCGCGAGUGUCCCCGCGCUGUCCCCACGCUGUCCCCGCGCUGUCCCCGCAGCCGAGGCUGGCAGCUGCCUGCAGGACGGGCACCGCUACAGCGACAAGGACGUGUGGAAGCCGGAGCCGUGCCGGAUCUGCGUGUGCGACACGGGGACAGUGCUGUGCGACGAAAUCAUCUGCGAGGAGCUGCGGGACUGCCCCAGCCCCGAGAUCCCCUUCGGAGAGUGCUGCCCCAUUUGCCCCACCGAGCAGCCCAGUGGUUGGCAGCCAGGCCCGAAG